GACACCACGCUGAACGGCUGAAGCCGAGCUCCCUAGCCGGCUUGGCUAGCUGAGGCUGAGCUCCCAAUCCCCUCCCCGCUGCUCCAGCCUCCAUGGCCGCCAUGCCCCUCCCCGUCACCUCCCCGCCUCCCCCACCGCAUCCGCCCCACCCGCCCACCGCCGCCACCAUCCGCUCCCUCACCGCCGCCGGAGACCACGCCGCCGCCCUCCGCGCGCUCUCCUCCCUGACAGCAGCGGCGUCCCCUUCCGCGCCGCUCGACCGCUUCGCGCUCCCGCCCGCCGCUAAGUCCGCCGCCGCGCUCCGCUCCCUCCCGGCCGUCCGCUCCAUCCACGGCGCCGCGCUGCGCCGCGGCCUCCUCGAUGGGCCCACCCCGGCCGUCGCCAACGCGCUCCUCACCGCCCACGCCCGGUGCGGCGACCUCCCCGCCGCGCUCGCGCUCUUCGCCGCGAUGCCCGACCGCGACGCCGUCACAUUCAACUCCCUCAUUGCCGCGCUCUGCCUCUUCCGCCGCUGGCUCCCGGCCCUCGGCGCGCUCCGCGACAUGGUCCUGGAGGGCCACCCGCUCACCUCGUUCACGCUUGUCAGCGUCCUCGCCGCGUGCUCCCACCUCGCCGAGGACCCGCGCCUCGGCCGCGAGGCGCACGCGUUCGCUCUCAAGAACGGCUUCCUGGACGGCGACGAACGGUUCGCGUUCAACGCGCUGCUCUCCAUGUACGCGCGCCUCGGCCUGGUCGACGACGCGCAGCGGCUCUUCGGCUCCGUCGGCGCCGCCGACGCGCCGGGCGGCGGCCUCGUCACGUGGAACACCAUGGUCAGCCUUCUGGUUCAGAGCGGCCGCUUUGACGAGGCCGUCGAGGUGCUCUACGACAUGGUCGCCCGCGGCGUGCGCCCCGACGGCGUCACGUUCGCGAGCGCGCUCCCGGCGUGCUCGCAGCUGGAGAUGCUCUCCCUCGGCAGGGAGAUGCAUGCCUACGUCCUCAAAGACGCCGACCUCGCCGCCAACUCGUUCGUCGCCAGCGCGCUCGUGGACAUGUACGCGAGCCACGAGCGGGUGGACGCGGCCAGGCGGGUGUUCGACAUGGUCCCUGGCGUCGACCGCCAGCUCGGGCUGUGGAACGCCAUGAUCUGCGGGUACGCGCAGGACGGCAUGGACGAGGACGCGCUGGAGCUCUUCGCCCGGAUGGAGGCCGAUGCCGGGGUCGUGCCCAGCGAGACCACCAUAGCGGGCGUGCUGCCUGCGUGCGCGCGCUCGGAGGCCUUCGCCGGCAAGGAGGCGGUGCACGGGUACGCCGUGAAGCGCGGCAUAGCGGACAACCGGUUCGUGCAGAACGCGCUCAUGGACAUGUACGCGCGCCUCGGCGACAUGGACGCCGCGCGGCGGAUCUUCGCCGCGAUCGAGCCCCGCGACGUGGUCUCCUGGAACACCCUCAUCACCGGCUGUGUCGUGCAGGGCCACAUCAGCGACGCGUUCCAGCUGGUCCGGGAGAUGCAGCAGCAAGGGGGAUGCACCGAUGCAGCAACGGAAGACGGCAUUGCCAGAGCGGACGAAGAGCCGGUGAUGCCCAACAACAUCACACUCAUGACCCUGCUCCCUGGCUGCGCGAUGCUCGCGGUGCCAGCAAGGGGGAAGGAGAUCCACGGCUACGCGGUGCGCCACGCCCUGGACUCAGACGUCGCUGUUGGGAGCGCGCUGGUGGACAUGUACGCCAAGUGCGGCUGCCUGGCGCUGUCGAGGGCUGUGUUCGAGCGGCUGCCGAGGAGGAAUGUCAUCACCUGGAACGUUCUCAUCAUGGCCUACGGCAUGCACGGGCUCGGCGACGAGGCCAUCGCUCUGUUCGACCAAAUGGUGGCGAGCGACGAGGCCAAGCCGAAUGAGGUCACCUUCAUCGCCGCGCUAGCUGCCUGCAGCCACUCUGGCAUGGUCGACCGCGGCCUGGAGCUGUUCCAUAGCAUGAAGAGGGACCACGGGGUCGAGCCAACGCCGGACCUUCACGCCUGCGCCGUCGACAUUCUCGGUCGGGCGGGAAGGCUGGACGAGGCCUACAGCAUCAUCAGCUCAAUGGAGCCAGGAGAGCAGCAGGUGUCCGCGUGGAGCAGCUUCCUCGGAGCGUGCCGACUCCACCGGAACGUCCAGCUCGGCGAGAUCGCUGCCGAGCGGCUGUUCGAGCUCGAGCCCGACGAGGCGAGCCACUACGUGCUCCUGUGCAACAUCUACUCCGCGGCCGGCCUAUGGGAGAAGUCAUCGGAGGUGAGGAGCCGGAUGCGGCAGAGGGGCGUCAGCAAGGAACCCGGGUGCAGCUGGAUCGAGCUCGACGGCGCGAUCCACAGGUUCAUGGCCGGCGAGUCCGCGCACCCGGAGAGCGCGGUGGUGCACGCGCACAUGGACGCGCUCUGGGAGCGGAUGCGGGGCCAGGGGUACGCGCCGGACACGUCGUGCGUGCUCCACGACAUUGAGGAAGGCGAGAAGGCGGCGAUCCUCCGGUACCACAGCGAGAAGCUCGCCAUCGCCUUUGGGCUGCUGCGGACGCCGCCGGGCGCCACCAUCAGGGUGGCCAAGAACCUGAGGGUGUGCAACGACUGCCACGAGGCCGCCAAGUUUAUCUCCAAGAUGGUCGGGAGGGAGAUCGUGCUGAGGGAUGUGAGGAGGUUCCACCAUUUCGUGGACGGCGCCUGCUCUUGCGGGGAUUACUGGUAGAGGAAAUAGCAUGUCCUUACAGUUACAGUGCCUACCAAAUUGUUUAGUUCAUACACACAGUAGUAAAAGAUUGUUACAGGACUCUGAAGUCCCUCUGGCUAUAAAGUUGUUUGGAGUGAACUGGCUAA
Setaria italica (foxtail millet) is the source of this 2824-nucleotide messenger RNA. Its product is annotated as pentatricopeptide repeat-containing protein At3g57430, chloroplastic. Gene Ontology annotation, molecular function: RNA binding; protein binding; zinc ion binding. NCBI's taxonomy places the organism in Eukaryota, Viridiplantae, Streptophyta, Magnoliopsida, Poales, Poaceae. Bases 93 to 2696 code for a protein of 867 amino acids. The record is from RefSeq and is a predicted model, not a curated record. Gene Ontology annotation, biological process: RNA modification. The transcript has a single exon.